Drosophila eugracilis is the source of this 1690-nucleotide messenger RNA. Its product is annotated as biofilm and cell wall regulator 1. The coding region runs from base 94 to 1527 and encodes 477 amino acids. NCBI's taxonomy places the organism in Eukaryota, Metazoa, Arthropoda, Insecta, Diptera, Drosophilidae. The record is from RefSeq and is a predicted model, not a curated record. The transcript has a single exon.
AUGAAAUAAUUUUUUGUCAUCUCCAACUGUAUAAAACGAAAAAUUGGAAAAUUCAUAGAUUAGUUUCCUCCGAUUUACGGCCAUUGUUGGAAAAUGUCCGAAAUCGAGGACUUGGAGGCGGAACGGCCGGAUUCUAACGAAAACAGCGAAGAGUCCGGCAAAGAUGAAACUCUCACUAAACCGCUACAAAUGUCGUUUGCAGACUGGAAAAAGUGCAAAGAGGCGCUGAAGCCGGAAUCGAAAGGUAGCCCUCAGCGGGGCAACAACAAUAAGUCUCCAAAUAAUAACAAUAAUUAUACCAACGGACGAAAACAGUGGAUGUCAAAUAGCAAUAAUAAUUUCCAAGGAGGACCAAAUAACUUCCAUGACAUAAAUAACUAUCCCCCGCUGAGCAGACCGCCACCACUGCCGAUUCAGCUGAUGAACAUGGGCUUUGCGGGCAACUUCGGACCAGGUCCGGGUCCCUGUGGACCUCCCUUGGGUCCCAUGGGACCAGGAGGACCUUGUGGUCCAAUGAACUAUAUGGGUCCUUGUGGUCCUAUGGGAUUUGGAGGUCCUAGUGGCCCUGGGACACGACGCAAUCAUAACCAUCGACCACUGCAACCUCCUCCGUUUUGGGAGGACAUGAUGUCGCCACAGCAUCGACAACCACCAAUCCAACCCCCCAUGCCCAAGUGCCCUAGCUUGUGGAACCUAGUUCCUAAGGACCGUGGGCAACGGAACGAUCGCAACAAUCAAAAUAACAAGAAAUUUAGGCCGAACAAUCGUGUCAACACUACCAAUGAUUCCAAGCUUAUGCCUCCGCCGCCCCCACCUAGCGAAACCAACAAUUUACAGACAAACGGAGAGUCGCAGCCCUCCAAGAAACCCAAGCGCAGCGGCACCUUUGUCCAAGUAAACGGCCAGUGGAUUCAGAAGCCUGAGGCACCCCUUCCCCUAGAUGAAGCGCCGCCAGGGACGAAGGAGGAACGACAGCGCCAGUGGAAGGAGUACCGUAUGGCCAUGAAGCCGUUCAAGAAUCGGGAAUUUCACAACUGGAAGCGAACUGUGCAGCGUCUGGGCAAGCUUCCUCGUGACCAGUUAGAUGAGCAACAGCUAGAACGUUUAGUAAAGGCCGAAGAGUACAUAGGCGCACACAAAGCGAUGCUAACGGUAAAGCAUGCAGAGCGUUGGGUGCAGCAGGAUACCAAGAACGAAAAGGGCCAAGUUUUUGUGCGCAAGUCAGCCAACUUAGGGUCGUGGGACAUGCCCAAGAAUAAGCCCCCAAAUGGGGUUGCUUCGAUACAUGAAUUUAAGAAGCAGCAGAUGGAAAAGUUCUUCGGUCCUGGACGUGCCAUUAAAGGGGGGACGGACCUUUCUGCAAUUGGGAGUUUGGCACCUCCUCCGCCGCCCCCUGACACUCCUCCACAGUCGAAUAACUACUGGCCCGCUACACCCUCCCCCAACACGGGCUCCAAUUCUAAUCCAUCAUACUACAGCCAUUAUAGCAGUAAUUUCGUAAAGGGGACAACACUGCUGCCGCCCUAGAAUAGUUCGCCGAAAUUAACCCAAGGCAUGGGCUUUAACAAUUAUCCAAUUGCUUCGCACCUACAAGGAAUUGACAUAUUUUCAAUUCAAGGUCAGCAAUUUCAUCUUCAAUCUAGAUCAAUGGGCAUAGGUAUUUGUAUUCAGAUAAAUGUAACAAAACCAA